This is a messenger RNA of Macroventuria anomochaeta, 1664 nucleotides long. RefSeq lists its product as uncharacterized. NCBI's taxonomy places the organism in Eukaryota, Fungi, Ascomycota, Dothideomycetes, Pleosporales, Didymellaceae. The record is from RefSeq and is a predicted model, not a curated record. The coding region runs from base 158 to 1315 and encodes 385 amino acids. The transcript is spliced from 2 exons.
UCUUCGAUACUGACGACCAUCGAUCUUUGGCCAAGUUUACCGGGCUGGCCGUAGUACAGGGACUGUCAGCAUAUUACUGCCCUACGACGCCUUCGCUUCUGCGCAACACUCAUCCACCGUAAUAUCUCACUCAAACUCUCAGCACGCAACCGUCAAGAUGAUGCGCAAAAAGACAACAUAUACCAACAUCACGCCUAUUCCGUCCUUCAUCCCACGACAGUUGGCGAUCGACAUCCUACACAGCCAUGGCGAAGUCAUCGAACUGAACCCUCUCGUAACAGGAUUCGAAGCUGUGAAAGCGCCACGAGACGCGCCCUCGGACGAAUUCUACGCGACCUGGUACGAGAUCUCGCAACGAAUCCAGUACAUACCUGGCAUUGGAAAGCUGGGCAGCGGCGCUAUCAGGUUCAAAGGAUGCUUUCACGAUAUGCCAUGGGGUUUGCAAACGCACAUCUAUGCGCCUGCUGGUGUAGACAUGCGCAACAAGUGGCAGAUCUGCGGCAACCAGCCUGAUGAACCUGCCGAAACCAGAGAGCUAGGUCUGGGGGCUCCACCUGAGGGACUAUACUUGCGCGAGGAUAUCGAAAUCAAAUGCAACAUGACCAUGGCCGGUUUUGUAAAGAAGGAAAACAAAGCAGCCUCAAAGGUCUUUGUCGAGCGUCUGAUCAAGAAAGCCGAGCUACUGGACUCAGGCGUGUUACAGGGCAUGAUGGAUAAAGGCAAACUCAAGACGAUCAAUCCUGCAGACCGGUCCAGCAGGUUACCAGGAUCGUCAGGCCCAUCUCCGCAGCACGCAAAUAUGCAACCGUACAACAUGCCUAUGUCACCUGCGCGCUCACCCACACAACCACACCACCCAAAUCAGCAGCAAUUCGUUCCUCCAGGUCAGCUCUUAGGCCAGAACAACACCGUCAUGGAGCUGCCCGGAGAUUACUAUCACGCGCAGCCAUCACCAGGCCUUCUACAUCCAAGCCAUCGCCUUUCGAAUGCAAGCGACGGAUCGACCUCGCCAAAUCUGUCAGACGCACGCUGGUCGCAAGUAUCGAACGAUUACCAAAGUCCCAUGAGCUCUCGCCCAAGCUCAUACGCUCCGUCUGACUACCUCCGCUCGCCAGGACUCGACCAAAAGCAAUUCACAGCGGAAUUACCUACAAUGGAAGAGACACGAGAGGAGCAUGUGGAACGACAGAAGCGUAAAAGUCAACAGAGUGCUCAUGAGCAGAAGUACACGUACAACCCUCAAGACUAUGCACAACAGGCGCACUAUGCCAUGCCACCGCAGUACUCUCCGUACAAUCCCCAAGGCCACCAGUGAGCUAGGGAGUUAAUGUCUUCUCAUCGAUUGGGCACAGUGUUGUUGGAUGUGUUGAGAUGGGCUUUUGGCUUCUUUUUCGGACUUCGCCAUAUACCCGCGUUUCCUUACCACAAAACCGCCCUCUCCUCGAGGCUUUUUAUAUGUUCCUAGCGUCUGGUUUUCUGCGCAAUAGCAGCAGCGGCCCAACUUACGAAUUUCCUUGGUUUGAGAUAUCCUCUUUAUUUACGUACUUAAAUGCUACUUCUAUCCCCGCAGACCGGCUCCACUUUCCUUGGUCAUCAGCGUUGCACAACGGAACUGCCGAAGUUGGACCUUCAUGCUUGAUCAUGCGACGCCAUCCGAUGAAUCA